Molecule: messenger RNA, 411 nt
Organism: Saprolegnia diclina VS20
Lineage: Eukaryota; Oomycota; Saprolegniomycetes; Saprolegniales; Saprolegniaceae
Exons: 2
Coding region: 1-411 (136 amino acids)
Source: RefSeq, a predicted model, not a curated record
AUGUGCCAUGAGGUCGUGCCCAUCGUCGCGGUGGCGGCGCCGCCCAAGUGCUUUGUCAUCGACCACCUCUUUGAGCUCCUCAAGACGACGCAGUGGGACGUCGACCCGAAUUUACUCGAAGAGCAUCGUGUCGACGACCACGACGAGUGGGCCGAUGGUCUUGGACGCGCGCACAACCUCGGUGGCACAUGCGCACCGCCUUCGAUUCAGCGCUGCUACACGUCAACACAUUAUUGGUGUAGCCUUGCACAGACGUUUGCUCGGCCACCGCCGUCGCUCCCAUAUCUGCAGGUCCAGCUCAGCACCGCCGCGCGCUUUGACCAGGCUGUGCGCUGGACGCUCGUGCUACGAAGCCUUCCUUCCGAAGAGAAGAAAAAUCUCGGCCUCUCGCGUCAUAAUGUCCCAACGUGA